Messenger RNA from Peromyscus maniculatus bairdii (prairie deer mouse), 3334 nucleotides. The record is from RefSeq and is a predicted model, not a curated record. Lineage: Eukaryota; Metazoa; Chordata; Mammalia; Rodentia; Cricetidae.
UGUGAGGAGGGGGCUUCUCGAUGCAAGACCUGUACCAAAGCGGCCCCCCUUCCUCCUCCCUUCCAGACCUGCCGUGGGAAGUGUGCCGACUCCCAUGCCUCACCUGGACUUUGCCGAUAGACAAAGACACUCUCAGCCACCCCUCCUUAGCGUGACCUGGGAGGCAGGACGCUGCCGGGAACUGGCAGGCCACACCUGCCUGGGUUCCCCGCCCAAGGCCACUUGUCUGCUGGCCUGGAGACAGGUCUGGCUGACCUAUGUUUCUUAGAAAAGGAACUAUUGCUUCUGGAUGCGCUAGCGGCCUCUGAGAGCAAGCUGACUUUAAGGCCCUUGGCCUUGGCUGGUGCAGGGGUGCAGGAGUGGCCAGGCGGAUGAGCCCCCAGGAGAGUUCUGUCCACCCUUUCCAAUUCCUCCUGUUGGUGGGGAUCCCUGUGGCCAGCGCUUUCCUUCUGGUUCAGUGCCUUCGCCGGCACUGUUCUCGGUGGCUGCCAGGGGCCUGCCAGAAGCCAGAUGACCAGGAGGAGACAGUGUCCCCACCCACUCCGUCACCAGAGUACGAGCUCCCAAGGCAGAGCCCACCCUCCACACUACCCGAGGUGGCUGCAUUCUACCAGGAACUGCACACGCCCACCCGGGGCCAGACCAUCACGCGCCAGCUGAUGCAUAAGCUGCUGGUGUAUUCUGCUCGAGAGGUGGACCACCGUGGUGGGUGCCUGAUGCUCCAUGACACGGGCAUUUCUCUGCUCAUCCCACCAGGUGCUGUGGCGGUGGGUCGGCAGGAGAGAGUGUCCUUGGUCCUGGUGUGGGACCUGACAGAUGCACCAUCAUUAUCUCACAGACAGGGACUCGUGAGUCCUGUGGUGGCAUGUGGCCCUCAUGGGGCCUCUUUCCUGAAGCCUUGCACCCUCACAUUCAAGCACUGUGCCCAGCAGCCCAGUCAGGCCUGUGUCUACAGCAGCAACACUUCCUUGCUGGAUGCCAAGCACUGGAGGCCUCUGAAUCGGCCGGGGGCGUACACCUCCCGGGAUGAGUGUCGUAUCCUGCUCUCUCACUUCAGCCUCUACACCUGUGUUCUGGAGGCACCUCUGGGCCAGACAGCCCGCAAGUGGCUGCAGCUGGCAGUGUUCUGCUCUCCGCUGGCCCCGGGGCAGACCCACCUGCAGCUGCGCGUCUAUUUCCUGAACAACACCCCCUGCGCCCUGCAGUGGGCUAUCACCAAUGAGCAGCCCCAUGGCGGACGCAUGCGCGGGCCCUGCCAGCUCUUCGACUUCACUGGGGCCAGAGCAGACCAGUGCCUGAAGCUCAAGUACAUCUCUGAGGGCUGGGAAAACGUGGAUGACAGUAGUCGCCAGCUGGUUCCCCACCUUCAUAUCUGGCAUGGAAAGUGCCCCUUCCGUUCUUUCUGCUUCAGGAGAAAGGCAGCCAAUGAGAAUGAAGACUGCUCAGCAUUGACCAAUGAGAUCAUUGUCACCAUGCAUACCUUCCAGGAUGGCUUGGAAACCAAGUACAUGGAGAUCCUCAGAUUCCAGGCGUCGGAGGAGGAGUCCUGGGCAGCACCACCUCCUGUCUCUCAGCCACCCCCCUGCAAUAGGCUGCCCCCGGAGCUCUUUGAGCAGCUGCAGAUGUUACUGGAGCCCAACAGUGUCACUGGGAAUGACUGGCGCAGACUGGCCUCCCACCUGGGGCUCUGUGGCAUGAAAAUCCGGUUUUUGUCCUGCCAGCGCAGCCCCGCCGCGGCCAUCCUGGAGCUGUUUGAGGAGCAGAAUGGCAGCCUGCAGGAGCUUCACUACCUCAUGACCUCCAUGGAGCGGUUGGACUGCGCCUCGGCCAUCCAGAACUACCUGAACAGAACCCCCCGGGGCAGCCCUGCCACGAUGCACGGAGGCACCUGGGAGAACGGUGGCUUAGAGCUGGAUGAGAAACUCUAAGCACGCCCCGCGGGGCCUCGCGGGGUCCUGCAGUAGACCUGGCCAUGCGUAUGAGCUCAGGGUCAAUGCCGCAGACGCGCGUGGACCGAACAGGACCCCCAGUGAGGCCAGACAGCCCUGUAUCAGGACUGCUCUCCAUCCGGCUGGCCAACUUUGUCCUGAGUGCAGGUUCCCUCCUGGCCGGUAGGGGGCGCGAGAGUCUGGGAGAUGACCACAGCCCAGCCAGCUUCCAAAAUGCGGUUUAAUUUUCUCGUGGACGGCCAGGUGGCCCUGCGGGCACACUGAGGUGGAGACGGCUCAGUCCACAAGUAUUCAAGGAGCACCGAGUCUCAAGUCUCAGCACCAAGCUGGAAUCGUGGGGAGUGACGGCUUCUUUGAACUUGCCCUGGGGAGUCUGUUCUGCCGAAUGGAGAUGCGCUCACCACCAGCUGAGAGCAACAUUCUAGAAAGCGCCUCCCUAUGGCUAGGGGAUGCGGUGGCUGUGGAACUGUGCAUAGCUUUGAGUUGAGAAGGGAGGGCGCUGAGAUGGGCUGGAGCAAAGACAGGUCUCCAGAGAGAACCUUGGGAGAGAGCAUUGGGUGGGGCUUGGGGAACAGGGUGGAUGCAAAGAGGGAAGCACGAGUGGGUGUCGAGCUGCCUUCAUGAGCUCACCUGAUGGGUGCGAGGGAGGGUGGCCGCGGGGUCCAGGCCAGAUCCAGAGGCAGUCAUACCUACUGUCCUUCAGCUCCUGUCCCUUCCCAUGGAGUUCACAGCUGUCUUCCUCCUCUGCCGGUCUCUCUCACCACACAUGAAGCUGAGAACCCACCCUCCGUCUCUGGCUCCUCCCCCGCAGUUACCCCCUUUCAGAGGCAGUCUGUCAUUCUGUGGCUCAGGUCUUUUUUGACUGCUUUUUCUCUAUCCAGUCAUGGAACGCCCCCCCCCACCUUUUUGUGUUCCUUUCUUUCUUAAAACAAAUCCCCAGUCACUCCCUCAGGCGAGUGUCUCCAAACGAAUGCUAUGCAUCAAGGCUACUGAAAGAGCCCCAAUUAUUCCAGGAGUGAAUGAGUAGAGAUUUCCCCCACAGAUCAAGAUCUCCCUUAGGGUCAGGAAGUAAAAACUAGAUUAAGGGACACUCCACCCAGUCAACAGGUCCAGCUGUUAAUACUCUUGCUUACCAAUAGUCUUGUUAGUUUGUCCAAAGGCACACAAUCUCUCUGGAAGCGCUAACAAUUCACUUCUCUAUUUGCGUAAACUAUUGGUACUUUUUAAUGGUGAGCAAUAUUAAUUAGUAAAACAUGAAAAUGCCUUUCUUCAUAACUAUGUUUUACCAAGACUGAUAAAUUUGGAUAUAGGUAUGACUUUUUAAUACAAUUUUAAGUUUCCAGUGACGCGUAGGUGUGUGUAUAUGUGAGUGCAGGUGUCAGCGG